AUGAUGAUGCGACGCGCGUACAAACGUCGUGAAGAUCCAUUUCCAUAUAUUGGCUAUUGCUUAGAUUAUGAUAGUGAAAGUCAAGGAUUCAAAAUGGCAUAUGUCAUUGGCGCAUUAUUUUCAUCCGAUCAAUUCUGCGAAUUAAUGAAAAGUAAUUCUGUCGUAGGUGCUCAAGUAGCUCAUGAAAUGGUGAAAAACCUUGCUGAUAGUGAUCGGCAAUCACAACAAUUACAUGAAUUAUUAUCAAAAUAUAAGGAACUUAUAUCGGAUAAUAAAUCCGACAUAUGA
Rotaria socialis is the source of this 288-nucleotide messenger RNA. Lineage: Eukaryota; Metazoa; Rotifera; Eurotatoria; Philodinida; Philodinidae. The record is from the annotation of a GenBank genome assembly.